Lates calcarifer (barramundi perch) is the source of this 1121-nucleotide messenger RNA. RefSeq names its product T-cell surface glycoprotein CD3 gamma chain. Gene Ontology annotation, biological process: positive thymic T cell selection; cell surface receptor signaling pathway. Lineage: Eukaryota; Metazoa; Chordata; Actinopteri; Centropomidae. The record is from RefSeq and is a predicted model, not a curated record. Gene Ontology annotation, cellular component: external side of plasma membrane; alpha-beta T cell receptor complex. Gene Ontology annotation, molecular function: transmembrane signaling receptor activity.
AGAGACACUGAGACCUCCAUGUGUAGAAAUCAGCAAAGACAAAAAACAACCAAUCACACACACUUCCUGCCCACACACACACACACACACACAGACUGAGACACUUUGACAAACGGAGGCUUUGACAGCAGAGACGUGACAGCUCUUCAUAUUUCUCAAGGACUCAAGAGGAGUAAACACAAUGAAAUGUCAGGUGGUUUUUCCUGCCUGUUUGCUGCUGCUCUGGACACUGGCAGUGUUUGUCAGUGCACAAGAAACACCCAAGAUAACAACAUUAAUGACAUCGGAUGGGAUUAAGCUUAAGUGUGGCACAGAUGGAUAUUUCAAAAAAGAUGGUCAAAACCACCCUGAUAUUUUACAGUACAAUGAUGAAAACUCAGGGGAGUACACAUGCUGGACUGCCAACCCAGCUAAUGAAGAUGGUGAAAGGAAAGGACCAAAAAUCUUUGUGAGAUUUCGGACCUGUGACAACUGCAUAGAGCUCGACAUAGGUUCAGUAGUAGGCAUGGUUGUAGGAAAUAUGGUGGCUACGACUGUGAUAGGAGUGGCUGUGUAUCUCAUCGCGUCUCAUGGGCAGAGUGGUCAGCAGUACAAGAGAAUGCAUGAUAGACCACGUAUUGAUCCGAAUGAUGGAAGUGGCAGCAGAGGCGGUAGCUCUGACCAUUACCAGCGUCUGAGAUACAAAGGUGGUCAGAAAGACGUGUAUGAUCAAAUUAACAAGAAAUAGAGGGGCAGUGGUUCACUGCCUGGGACCCCACCACCUCUUUCUGGGGUCAACGUCCUCACACAGUGCUUUUUGAUGUGUCACUCAGCCUUGUAAUCUCCUUUGUAUGAUACUGUUUUACCUUACCAAUCUUAAAACUUUUAUUUUCACCAUUCCUGUAAGAAUAGAUCCCUUAUAUAAUGAAUAAUCUGUUAACUUGUUGCUGUUUGUCAUAGCUCAGUAUCAGUUGUUGUUAUUUUGGUAGCGUUUUCAUCUGUACUUUUAUUAAUUUUUAUAUAUUUUCUUCAUAUGCUGUAAGUAGGGCUGCUACAGCCACCUCAUAUAAUGGCUUAGAAAUAAUAACAAAACUGUGUUGCUAAAUUAACAAUUGAAAUAAAAAUUGUGCUGUCUUGUCGAA